Molecule: messenger RNA, 1035 nt
Organism: Acanthoscelides obtectus
Lineage: Eukaryota; Metazoa; Arthropoda; Insecta; Coleoptera; Chrysomelidae
Source: the annotation of a GenBank genome assembly
AAGCAACGGGAGGAUUCAAAGAAGCAUCCACUUACAUCGAGUUGAUUCUUCAAUAUGUUCAAGUGUAGUGCUCUCAUCUUUCUGGCUGCAGUUGCAGCCAGCAAUGCCAUACCAAUUGGCAUGUUUGGUGCCAGUAGAUGGACUCCAUUUGGAAAAACCCACCUCAACGACUACACCCGAAAUGUCUUUGGGCUUAACAAGUUCGGACUUGGCGGCGGCUUAGAUAACCUAUGUGAUGUCACUGGAGACUGCGACAUGUACACCACUGUUGGAACCCUACACAACCCACUAUUCAGAAGGUUCGGUCUUGGCUCUCGCGACAUAUGUGAGAUCACUGGCGAUUGCAUUGGUUCCUUUGGCAGGCCAUGGACCAAGAAGUUUGGUCUUGGACUCCGCGACUUGUGUGACGUCACUGGUGACUGCGAUAUCAACACUGUUGGUACUUUCAGCAGCCCAUGGAUCAGGAAGUUCGAUAUGGGCCUUGGCGGCAUGACCAUUGGUGACUGGAACCGCAACGUAGCCAACGACAGAUUUGUUCCAGAGGUCGUCAGAAAGUUUGCAAAUGGAGGCAAAAUCUACGACGUGGUUAAGAAGAACCAACUGGGAGACGUAUUGGAACUUAACGACAAGCACAAGUUGGAAAAACUCCACCUUCUUGCUGGCCAAAACACCGUACGUGACCUCAUAAAUGAACAACAAGAGAAGGCUCUAGAUGAGAAAGAGAUCCUGGACCGUCUGAACCUGAAAGAGCAGUUGGACAUGGACAAGCAAAAGGAAAAGCUUGAUAUUAUGCAGAAGAUCCAGAAAGAACAGUUGGACAAGGUUCAUGCUAUUGAGGAUGCCAAGAUCACUGGAAUGGUACCAGAUGGUGGAAUCACAAGGAACAUGUACGGAUUUGGUCCUUUCAGCGGCAUCAACGAUAUGAGAAACCGCAUGUUCAGAGGCAUCUACUAAAACAACUAUACUUAUUUUUGUUAAUUGCUCAUAUAAAGAUUGAUGUACUGGUAGACUUGAGGCAAUACAUUUUUUCUUGAA